AUGGCACUCCCAUUAUUCUCUUCGCCAUCCUCAGUCCUCCGCUUAGGUCUAGGCCUCGGCAUUGGGCUUUCCGCCGCAACUCUCCACCCUCUCUCCCCCUUCAGAGCUACCCCAAUUCAAUGUCAAUACGCAGCACCCUCCACCUCUCAGACCAGCUCUGAGACACCAUGGGCAGUCUAUCCCAAUGACCAUUUCGCACAAAAGCAGAGCAUCACUUCCAAAUCUCGAAGCGGUUUCUUGACGGCGAGUAAUAUGCGCCAACUUAGCUUAGGUAGUGUAUUGGGUCUUGUUGCAGGUGUUGGAUUGAGAGCUUUUUCGAGAGUUCUUGUAGUUGUGCUGGGAAUGGGAAUUGUGUUUGCUGAGUGGGCGGCCUCCAAGGGAUAUAACAUAAUUCCUGUGAAUCAGAUUCAAAAAUUGGUGAAGAGUGUCGAUGUGCAGGGUGUUUUGUCUAAGCAAAGGCCGUUCAAGAUAAGCUUUGGGCUUAUGAUGGCGCUGGGGGCGUUUGCGCAUUUCUAG
Molecule: messenger RNA, 516 nt
Organism: Penicillium taxi
Lineage: Eukaryota; Fungi; Ascomycota; Eurotiomycetes; Eurotiales; Aspergillaceae
Exons: 2
Coding region: 1-516 (171 amino acids)
Biological process (GO): autophagy of mitochondrion
Cellular component (GO): mitochondrial outer membrane
Source: RefSeq, a predicted model, not a curated record